CAGAGGCUUGCUACUACUUUGUGGCCCAGUCCAACCUGUGUUUUCUGAGUUGGUGCCUGACGACCCUCCUGAAUGAAUGAGUGGGUGGGCCCUGACAUCGAUGUGGUGGGACCGCUGGAAAUCCCACCCAGCGAUGAAUUCUCCAUCUCAGAGAGCUCCCACCUGUUCGAUAUUCUGGCAGACCAAGGCAGUCCUCUCCUUCAGGAUCCUGACAUCUUACCAUUCACCAGCCAUCCCAGUAUGCAGUACAUGUCCAUGGAGCCAACCAUGUCUUCCACACCAUACUACUCCAGUCAGAACUACUACCCUUCGUACAACGGAGACGAAUGGUACUCACACACAGGGAUUUAUGAACUGAGGAAAGGACCCCUGGAGGUCAGCUAUGAUGCUGAGAUGGAGGAGGUGUCCACUGUCGUGCCCGCCGUGUGCAAGAGGACCCGGCACAUGCCGCAGGCUGGAAGGGUCAAAGGGGAGGAACUGUGUGUUGUGUGUGGAGACAAGGCCUCUGGAUAUCACUAUAAUGCUCUCACCUGUGAGGGAUGUAAAGGUUUUUUCAGACGGAGCAUAACAAAGAACGCAGUGUACAAAUGCAAGAGUGGCGGAAACUGUGAGAUGGACAUGUAUAUGCGCAGGAAAUGCCAGGAGUGUCGGCUAAGAAAGUGCAAGCAGAUGGGCAUGCUGGCUGAAUGCCUGCUAACAGAGAUCCAGUGUAAAUCUAAAAGGCUGCGAAAGAACACCAAGGCCUCCCCGGGACAGUCAACGGGAGACGAGACAGAGGGGGCAGACAACACAGACAACAAACAGGUCACCUCAACCACCAAGCUGUCAAAGGAAAAAGUUGAAAUCACCAAAGAGCAGCAGGCACUCAUAAAGGUCAUCCUAGAUGCUUACAACAGACAUCAGAUUCCUCAAGAUAUGGCCAAAAAAUUGCUGCAAGACCAAUACAGUGCAGAGGAAAACUUCCUCUUAUUGACGGAAAUGGCAACAAGUCAAGUUCAAGUUCUGGUGGAGUUUACAAAAAAUAUUCCAGGGUUUCUCUCUCUGGAUCGUGAGGAUCAGAUCGCUCUGCUGAAGGGUUCAGCUGUGGAAGCCAUGUUUCUGCGCUCAGCGCAGGUUUUGAGCAAGAAGAUGCCCAACGGACACACAGAGGUUUUGGAGGAGAGAAUACGCAAGAGUGGUAUAUCAGAGGAAUUCAUCACACCCAUGUUCAACUUUUACAAAAGCAUUGGUGAACUCCACAUGAUGCAGGAGGAACAGGCUCUCCUCACCACCAUAACCAUCCUGACACCAGAUCGACCUUAUGUGAAGGAUCAGCAGGCUGUUGAGAGACUUCAGGAGACCAUACUGGACGUGCUGAGAAAGCUGUGCGUCCUGCAGCAUCCACAGGAGCCACAGUACUUUGCUCGUCUCCUGGGCCGUCUGACGGAGCUGAGAACGCUCAGCCACUACCACGCGGAGAUGCUCACAUCCUGGAGAGUGAACGACCACAAAUUUACCCCGCUGCUCUGUGAGAUUUGGGAUGUGCAGUGACACACCAGAGGUGAAGAGAGUGGAAAGAUAUGGAUGAUAAUAUGGACAUUUCAGCUUGCAAGGCAAAGUCAUGGUUCAACUGUAUAUUUAUAUUGGAUGAUUUGACAAUUUGAAAUUAAAUCCCUGCACAAAAUGUUUGCCUCUGUGUGACCUUGUUAGUUGUGUAUUGACUCGGUGAAUGGUUUAGAGUAUUGUCUGUGUUUAUUCUGCUCAUGGAGUUUUUUAUGACUCACAUCAUGUUUAUUUACUGUGUGAUUCUUGAGAUUGUCUCAUUGUUGAGACAUUUGAAAUAGCUUAUUUUUUAUUGUCCCAUAUUGUCCCAACGUGAACACUGGAAAUUAUCCAAAGCAAAGAUGGUGCUCAUUAGAAGUGUAAAGUUUAGAUUACAUUGAUUUUAAUAAUAGGUUCAUUUAUUUUUUAUUUGUAAAACAAA
Messenger RNA from Morone saxatilis (striped sea-bass), 1963 nucleotides. RefSeq names its product nuclear receptor subfamily 1, group H, member 4 (gene nr1h4). Gene Ontology annotation, molecular function: RNA polymerase II cis-regulatory region sequence-specific DNA binding; nuclear receptor activity; zinc ion binding. Bases 73 to 1530 code for a protein of 485 amino acids. The transcript is spliced from 9 exons. The record is from RefSeq and is a predicted model, not a curated record. Gene Ontology annotation, biological process: negative regulation of transcription by RNA polymerase II; cell differentiation; positive regulation of transcription by RNA polymerase II. Lineage: Eukaryota; Metazoa; Chordata; Actinopteri; Moronidae.